This is a messenger RNA of Eremomyces bilateralis CBS 781.70, 3371 nucleotides long. RefSeq lists its product as uncharacterized. Bases 273 to 3239 code for a protein of 988 amino acids. The transcript has a single exon. NCBI's taxonomy places the organism in Eukaryota, Fungi, Ascomycota, Dothideomycetes, Eremomycetales, Eremomycetaceae. Gene Ontology annotation, molecular function: protein binding. The record is from RefSeq and is a predicted model, not a curated record.
UCACCGGACCGGAUUCGGACUCACCGGCCACACAUUGCGUGUUGAGAACCAAAUCAUUAGCGAUUGUAUUCACCUGGACUUUUAUUCACCUCCAACCUUCCUAGACGAUCAAUCGACGAACACCCAAGCAUCCCCGCCGCCCUGUAAAGCAUAUUCUUCGAAUGACCAUGGACCGAUCGAUUUCUUCGUGACCCGCAAUCUGUCGAAAUCGAAGAGCUGGGGAUCUCACGCCAGUCGUCUCCCUGUGCUAGCGUUCAGGUUUCCCUUCGACCAUGCCGCCUCCCGAGCCGUUGGUCCCUCUCAACGGCCACUGCUCGGUCAUCAACGAUGGCAUUCUCUACGUCUACUCUCCCGAUGCCUUCCAGGCCUUACCGUUGAAAGAGGGAGGUGAAUGGACACAGUUAUCCAUGGGCAUAGCCGUUACCGGAGCCCGAUGUGCUCACGCACCAUCCGACGAUCCAGCAGCAUCCGGUCUGUACAUCGUGGGUGGAUCGCCCAAUUCAACCAUUCAGGACUUCCCAGGCCUUCAGCGGUAUUCAUUCAAGAAUAAAUCCUGGGAAAUCAUCUCUCCUAUUGCAUCGGUGACACAAAACCGCCAGCAUCACGGUGCUGCCUUUCUGAAUGCCUCACAAUCGAUCAUUACCUACGGUGGAUCGCAAGAUGGCAUUGAUGGCCUGUCAUCCCAAACCUUUCUGAUUUCUACCCAACCACCAUUUGGCGUCCGCUCUUUCAACUCUGCGGCUCCCCCACUUAACAAUCCUUUUGUCAUGCCCUGGAACGACUCUCACGCUGUUAUGAUUGGUGGUGGUGUGGACAACCGACAAAUAUUUACUUUCGGUCCCGAUGAAAUGUGGGCGGAUCUGGGGACAACACUCCCGUUUGGACUUCCAGACCACAGCAAGAUCCAGUGUACCAUCAUGACUGGCGACGAUGGAAGCAAGGUCCUGGAAAUGUUCGACAUGAGUGUUUCUCCGAAUGCUGUCACACUCCUCGUUUUACGAAACCCCGAUGGCUCUCCCGCAGCGCCAGGCACCUACAUCGGUGCACCCCCAAAUUCGAUCCCUUCGAAAAAACGGAAACGAGACCUAACGUUGGAUCAAUGGCCGCCUUACGAUCCGACAUUGGCCCCAAAUGCCACCCGAGCCGAUUUCUCAUUAGCAACCGACCCCGAUGGAAUGGCAGUGGUCGUCGGAGGCUCGGAAGAAGACCCUCUUUGUAUCUUUAGUCAAAGGGAGAACAGCUGGAUGAAUGCUUCUGCAGUAUUGGGCGUGAAGGACCAGGACAUUCUAACCAGCCAGUUCACUUCAUCUAGUGUCUCGCUAUUAUCCUCUGCUACCGCCACUCAAUCAGUCCCCUCACCAUCUUCAACAACCAGUGCCGCCGAGGCAGCGGCCGGCUCGAGCAUGAAGAGCAAGAGACUGACUGUUCUUGGAGCAACGCUUGGAGCGAUUUUCGGCAUCGCUGCCCUACUCAUUCUCCUUCUUUUGUUGCUGCGGUGGAGAAAAGCCAAGAAACCCCAGGAAAAGACGCCCUAUAUUAGUGAAAAGGAGGGCCGUUUGUCAUUUGCCGAUAGGGGAGCAGAGUUCAUGCAUGAAGCUGGAGGGACGGUGGGCAAGACCUACGCAGCGAGCUUGAACCAUUCGACCACGAGCCUCGCCAUCAUGGAAGGACGGGGAGGCGAUCUUCCUGUAGGAGCGAUGAACGCAACCCGCGCCCCAAGGGCUGCCAACAUUGGCCAGCGUCGCGGACACAAAGCCCAAGCGAGCGAUGCCAGUACCGCUAGAUUGAUCCCGAACUCAUCACGAAGUCCACUUGGCUUUGACGAGGCGCUCGAGAUGAACCAAUUAAGUGGGAGUAAUCAGCCAGCACCGAUGAUGGGCGGCACUCUUGUCAAGGGCAAAGGGUCAAACGACCCUCUGAUCCCCCCGGCUGGCUCAGUGAGUCGAAAUAAGCCUCCGAACCCGCUUCCAGGCACCAACGCCUUCAACGACUCCCUACACACGCGCGCUGGCCCGGCUAUCGCAACAGCGGUAACCGCUGCCGCCGCAGUUCCUUCACAAAAAGCUGCCCCAUCAAGCUCGGCCCCCCGACCUGGUGGACCUCCUCCGAUGCCAAACGUUUCCUCACCUGCGGCUGCACGAUCGGCGAAUGCUCCGCCAGCAGGCGGCAUGCGUUCACGGUCAUCUGGGUGGUCGCGGUACUUCACCAACAAUGACGCGACGGACCUAGCACAGAUCCAGGGGAACGGGCAAUAUGGUCGCACCUCUGCUGACUUCAGCGAUGAUGCACGGAGUUCUCAGGCGUCAGUAUCGCAAUACACGGAUAGCCGGUUCUUCCCAUCCGGCAACUAUGGUGCCUAUGGUGCACCAUCUAACCCCAACAACCACAACAACCCAUCUUCGACAAACAAUGGUGCCGUGCGAAACAACGCAAACCCAUACCCCAUGUAUGAUGGGAGCGGCUACGACUCCGCCGGCUCCGGAAGCCGCUAUAACUCCGCCCAUUACAGCGGCGUCUCUCACCCCUCCCAGACCGUCCCCCCUCUCGAGCUCAACCUCGGCGAGUCGUUCGAGCGCAACGUCUCCGAAGUGUCCAUGGUCUCCGACCAGAAACCGAACACCAAGAACUCCGGCGCCCAGCCCCCUCGACCUGCUCUCCUACCCACAACCUCCAGCGGCGUCACCAUCCUCCCACGCGGCCACCAAGACGAAGACGACGCACGCAGCUGGACGACGGCCAGCACGCGCGACCGCGCCAUGGACCGCGACGAAGACGCGAUGUACAACGGCGCCGUGGCGCGCCCCGAUGCCGCAUGGACGCCCGUCACCAACGCACCGUACACCGGGCCGAUCCCCCAGAUGCCGUCGUUCAACCCCGACCCGCUGGAGGAUCCCCCGCGCGCCGUCUCCUCCUUCUACGGCUCCAGCACGGGGAUCAUCAGCCACUACGCGCCGACUACCGGAGUCCCGAGCCAGUACGGCGCUGGCGCCAGCUUCGGUGCGGGGGCGCCAGGGUUCGAUCCGAUGCGGCGGUUCCAGGGCGCGGGGGCGGAUGAGAAUCGGACGAGUAAUGCGAGCCAGCUGACGGUGUUCCCGCGGGGUGUGCCGAGUGGGAUGAGCACGGCGCAGGGCCAGUGGUCGUCGGGAGGGGGAGAGGGGAAGGGCGGGAAGAACGGGAAGAACGGGAAGAACGAGGAUAUGAGUUGGAUUGAUUUGAAUGGGGCGGGGAAAGCGAUGUGAGUGGGUCGUGGGAGAUGGCCAACGAGAAGACAAAGAAGAUCGGACAUGGAGAAGGAGAAGGCGGGGAGUUGAGAUGUCGUUCGUUCUGUUCGUUCCAUUCAUAAUACCCGGUAAUGCGUGCGUUGCUUGCGG